Messenger RNA from Menidia menidia (Atlantic silverside), 327 nucleotides. The record is from the annotation of a GenBank genome assembly. NCBI's taxonomy places the organism in Eukaryota, Metazoa, Chordata, Actinopteri, Atheriniformes, Atherinopsidae.
UUGUCUCAUUUUCAUGAACAGAUUCCGGGGCUCUGCUGGGCAUGCAAAUGGACUUUGAAGAAGGUGAAGAAAUUGGCCGGACCAGAUGCAACAUCAGAGGAUAUAAGGGCUGUACUGCUGAAAGCCUGCGAUCAAAUUGGAAAACUGAAAAGUAUGUGCCGCGGAUUCGUGAAAAAGAACUUGGACGAACUAGUUGAGGAGCUCUCAACCACUGACGACGUGAGGACGAUUUGUGUCAACCUGAGAGCGUGCAAGCCAAAGGGGCUGAUGGACCUACUAUUCUACCAAAAUGAUGAAGACCCAAGCAUUAAGAUUUCUAAAUUCUAA